Molecule: messenger RNA, 1736 nt
Organism: Oreochromis aureus
Lineage: Eukaryota; Metazoa; Chordata; Actinopteri; Cichliformes; Cichlidae
Product: interaptin-like
Exons: 15
Coding region: 152-1579 (475 amino acids)
Source: RefSeq, a predicted model, not a curated record
ACUGUAUAUGAAACUGACUUUACGUUGGAGUGGACACGACCUGAUCUGAACCCCAGAUUUGUUUAUGUGUGGCGCUCCGGUCAGGAGCUUGUAGAUAAAAAGCAUGAAUCAUUUGUGGGAAGAACAUCACUGUUUCCUGAUGAGCUGAAACAUGUCACUGAAACUCUCUAAUGUGAAAAUAUCUGACCAGGGAACGUAUAAAUGUUUUAUUCCAGCACUGGAAAAGAACUCAUUCAUUCAACUACUUGUUGUAUCAGAUGCCAUUUCUGUGCCUGUCAUCAGUUUAUCAGCCAUUAACAAAGCCAGAAGUGGAGUGGUGUUACAGUGUGAGUCUGCAGGCUGGUAUCCAGAGCCUGAGCUGCUGUGGUUGGACGGUGAGGGAAACCUCCUCUCUGCUGGACCUACAGAGACCCUCAGAGGUCCUGAUGACCUCUAUACUGUCAGCAGCAGAGUGACUGUGGAGAAGAGACACAGCAACAACAUCACCUGCAGAGUCCAACAGAGGAACACCAACCAGAGCAGAGAGACACACAUACAUGUUCCAGAUGAUUUCUUCCCGCUCAUGUGCAGUCCUGCUGUACCCAUCAUUGUUUGUUUGACUGUUUGCACCAUUUUAAUUGUAGCAAGUGGCUUGUUUAUGUUUAAAUGGAGACAACCAGUAACCAAGACAAGGAGAAACCAGUUGGAUGAAAUGGAGAAGGGAGAAAAAUACAGUUACUCUCAAAGGGACAUAAAUCAGGAAGAAAAUGAGCACAAAAAACUAAUGGCACAUGAACCAGUGCCACCCGAAGUUUUGGAAGAAGGCGCUAACACAAGCAGUCAUUUGCUCAGUGCAAAACAUGUCGAGGAUGAGGCUGUGGAAGACAUGGAGAAUAAAGCAGAGAUGAAUGAAACUGAGGAAAAACAGGGAAACCAAGCUGCUGAAUCCCAGUCAUCCUGGUUUCCUUUGUUCAGGUAUUCCUUCAAAAACCUUCAGAAUACUCAGCAUGGAAGGGAGGACCCUGUCAGAGAAGUCACAACUUUAAAAGAGAAGCAGUGCGAGUCCAAAAUCCAUCUCAAGUCUGUCAUUAAAAAUCAAGGGUCUGACAAAGACUUGACUGAACUGAAAGGAGAGAAUGAGCAGGCAGAGAACCAAAAACAAGCUGAUAAGAAGUUGAGUGAAGAACUGAGGGAGACACAAAAACAACUGGACAACAAGACAGAAGAAAACAAACAGAUUAAAAGACAUGUGGACAGUCUCCUGGCUUCAAUCAAUAGCCUGAAAGAUGAGAAACAACUGCAAAAGCUGCUGGAGACCAGAGAAAAAGAGCUGGAGAAAUGGAAGGAAGCUACUAAAGGACUGAAAGAAGAGGUGGAGAAAAAGAAAUCUGAAAUCAGCGAGCUAAAGACCGAACUUUCUAAGCAGCUCAGCAUUGAAGAGCGGAAGGAGGCGCAAACUGAAUCUCAGUUGAAUGAAGUCCUGAUCAAGAACAAAGAGUUGACAAGGAGGCUGAAGGAGGAAAUAGAAAAAAGGGAGCAAGUCAAAAAAGAAAUGGAAAAGUUGAAGAAUGAGCUGACCAAGUUAAAGGUAGAUCAUUAACAUUCAAGGCUGGGUAAAAAUCACUUUAUGGCACUCAUAUCCACAUGCUCUCCGCCUUUACCUGGUGUGGUUGAACCUAACCUGCCCUGGAGCUCUGAACACCAUCUGCAGAUCACCAUCAUCUUAAACAACAAACAAAACCACAACCCAUUGUAAU